This is a messenger RNA of Aspergillus saccharolyticus JOP 1030-1, 1512 nucleotides long. RefSeq lists its product as uncharacterized. The record is from RefSeq and is a predicted model, not a curated record. NCBI's taxonomy places the organism in Eukaryota, Fungi, Ascomycota, Eurotiomycetes, Eurotiales, Aspergillaceae. The transcript is spliced from 3 exons. The coding region runs from base 1 to 1512 and encodes 503 amino acids.
AUGCCGCUGUAUGGCUCGUCCAGUCGCUCUAAGAAACCCAAGAGGAAUGGUUCCAGUAAAUCAUCCUCGGGUUCCAUCUUCUCAGCUGCCUCUCGUUCCUCAAAGGCGUCAAGGGCGUCUGUCGACCAACCGCAGGUAGCAUCUCAGAAUCCAUCUUUCGCCUCAAAGAGCAGCGUACCAAGCAUGGCGAACAUUCCCCGCACGCAAACUUCUGCCAAGUCUGUCGAACCUGAGCGGACCGUUCCAAACGUUUUCGAGUAUCUUGACGAAGAUGAAUCCACCUCAGAAGAAGACGACUCCUCCGAGGACAUCAGAUCAUGUCGAGUCUCUCUUCCUUCGUCGACUAGCAGACAAGCGAAGACGGCCUAUGUAGGGCUAGGACAUAAGAAUAAACUGUCUGCAUUUGGCACAGAUACAGGCAGUCGGAUAUCGUCUACAAUGUCCAAGGAUUCUGCGAAUUCCCAACCCCUGCCGACAGCGUUUGAUAUCGCGUCUGGUAUACCAUCACUACACAAGGCCAGAAAGAGCCAUUCUCAGAAAAAGCAAUCUCAUGAUAUGCCCGCCGGUACUUUCACAAGCCCCAGUUCUCCUGAGAAACAGAGCCUCGAGCUCAGUCCUCGACCAGACGCCUUCUACUCGCGCCAUUCGGCCAGCCAACACCGGCCGCCUCUACCACCAUCGCCGCCACGGAGUCCCGAGGAAGACAUUGAAGAAUCCAAUCACAAGCGCAGCCGUAGCACGAAGACAUCAUCGCCCCCCUCGGGCUAUGGCCUUCUCGCUUGGCGUCUGAGUUCAACUGCCGACAACCAGGAGCCUCCCCUUCCGCCGCUCUAUCGCCGGUUCGAAGAUUUAAAUCAUCGAGUGCUCUUGCAUUUGCAGGAUGAACUUGCACAGAUGGAGGAAGACCUUCGUGUUCUGGAUGAGUACGACCAAAUGCACCGGGCGGCCGCAGCCGAACAGCAGGGUACCACGAUUGUCCCAGCUUCGCGACGCAUGGACGUCCAGGCGCAAGUAUACUCUUCCUUUCACUAUCGCAAGGAAGAGCUCCUGGGUGCAUUGGCCCAUAAGACCGAACAAUAUAACAACGCGCUCAGCGCAUACAGUCGAGUCCUGCAAGCUCUUCCCGCUGCCUCAAACAAGGAUAUCGACACCUACCGCACCUGGAUGAGCGAGAAUAACACCAUUGUUGCUGCGGAGACGCGAUUUCUCGACCAUAAUAAAGACCUUAUCUCUCUCACCCCUCGCUUGAUCUCAUCUUCUUCACCCGCCCGAGCGGUCUAUGCUGCAAUCAUCAUUGCCUCUGCAGCCAUCAUCCUUCCAUUGCUCGCGUUCAGCAUGAUUGCUGAGUACGCUGGUCGCCUUCUGGUGGUUGCUGUUGUAGGCGGUGCCGCCGCCGCCGUUGCGUCGACUCAGUCCACGGGAGCCGACCAGCUCGUGGGCUCCCAGGAUGGCUGGCGAUGCGCUUCAUUAUACUUUGGCUUCAUGGCCACAGCGGCUCUAUGUAUCCCUUAG